AGUCAUCUGGCAGGACAGCGGGUACCGUGUCAUCUGGCACGACAGCGGGCACCGAGUCAUCUGGCAUGAUAGCGGGCACCGAGUCAUCUGGCAGGACAGCGGGUACCGAGUCAUCUGGCAGAACCGCGGGCACUGGGUCACCAAGCUCGACAGCGGGCACCAAGUCAUUUGGCAUGACAGCGGGCACUGAGUCAUCUGGCACGACAGCGGGCACUGAGCCAUCUGGCACGACAGCAGGCACCGAGCCAUCUGGCAUGACAGCGGGCACCGAGCCAUCUAGCAGGACCACGGGCACUGGGUCACCAAGCUCGACAGCAGGCACCGAGUCAUCUGGCACGACAGCGGGUACUGGGUCAUCUGGCACGACAGCGGGCACCAAAUCAUCCGGCAAGACAGCGGGAACCGAAUCAUCUGGUAAGACCGUGGGCACCAAGUCAUCUGGCAAGACCAUGGGCACCGAGUCAUCUGGCACGACAGCGGGCACCAAGUCAUCUGGCACGACAGCGGGCAUCGAGUCAUCUGGCACGACAGCGGGCACCGAGUAAUCUGGCUCGACAGCGGGUACCGGGUCAUCUGGUUCGACAGCGGGCACCGGGGCAUUUGGCUCGACAGUGGGUACCGGGUCAUCUGGCAUUGGAUCGUCUGGCUCGACCGCAGGCA
This is a messenger RNA of Staurois parvus, 660 nucleotides long. The record is from the annotation of a GenBank genome assembly. Lineage: Eukaryota; Metazoa; Chordata; Amphibia; Anura; Ranidae.